Hippocampus comes (tiger tail seahorse) is the source of this 1283-nucleotide messenger RNA. It is a transcript of the gene cnih1, whose product is annotated as cornichon family member 1. The transcript is spliced from 6 exons. The coding region runs from base 133 to 615 and encodes 160 amino acids. The record is from RefSeq and is a predicted model, not a curated record. Gene Ontology annotation, biological process: vesicle-mediated transport. Lineage: Eukaryota; Metazoa; Chordata; Actinopteri; Syngnathiformes; Syngnathidae.
CACAGACUGGAGAAGAAGACACACAAUCAGGACAGUCUGUGGUUAGCUGGAAUCCGUUGUGAGGGCUUGCAACCUGCAUCAUCCGCUGACCAGGAACCGACGAGCCGAGCCGAACCGGAGCGGAGGGGCACAAUGGCGUUCACUUUUGCGGCCUUUUGUUACAUGCUCGCGUUACUGCUCACGGCGGCGCUCAUCUUUUUCGCCAUCUGGCACAUAAUCGCGUUUGAUGAGCUGAAGACGGACUACAAGAAUCCCAUAGAUCAGUGUAACACUUUAAAUCCAACAGUUGAAAAGGUCAAAAAGAUUAAACGAGUCAAACUUGCCCUCAAGCUGGUGCUCCCGGAGUAUCUCAUCCACUUCUUCUUCUGCGUCAUGUUCUUCUGCGCCGCCGAGUGGCUCACGCUCGUCCUCAACCUGCCGCUGCUGGCCUACCACGUUUGGAGGUACAUGAGCAGACCCGUGAUGAGCUGUCCGGGACUCUACGACCCGACGACCAUCAUGAAUGCCGACAUCCUGGCGUUCUGUCAGAAGGAAGGCUGGUGCAAGCUGGCCUUCUACCUCCUUUCCUUCUUCUACUAUCUUUACGGCAUGAUCUACGUUUUGGUGAGCUCGUAAGGUGGGAAGCAUGGAUGACGACGACAAAACGGGUCGGGGCGCUUGGAAUCUCGGAGCUGUGUGAACACACACACGCACACACACUCACUCGCACACAUUCAAGGGAGCGGCCAGAGAUGACCACAAUCGGCAGCAUCAUCUUGAAUCUCUCGGGCCUCCCUCAUGCUGCAACAUUUUACGGACAAAGUCCAAAAGGACAGUUUUGUUCUGCUUAUCCCAAUUCUCAGCCCUUACUUCCAUUUGAGGUUCCCCGGCGCCCCCCGGGGAGCUCAUCAACAACCCCAAGAGUGUUUACAAACUAGUUAGACGUUUUUCCCACCUGCGAUCUGACAGCUGGAAGAUGAAUUUGGACUGUUAUCGCCUUGGAAACAGGACCCCGUCCUGCUCGUUGCGUUCAAAGCAUGCGUUUGACCAAUUUAAAAAGGUAAAUUCAACAACAGUUGGCGCUAGUUUGAAAAACUUCAAGGAACUGCAAAGGAGCACUACUGUUUGUAGUUUACUGUACUUAAAUCCUCCCCCGUGUUUCUGUAUUUUUGUGUCAAGUUCUCCCAUUUGGACGUCUCCAGCACUCCUUGCUCCGAGCCAGUCUUGAUGCGUUAUACGCUAGCAACGGCAUCUGCAAACAAAAGGUUUUUAUUGUCGUGUUCGUUUUGUCCAGAAACAGGGUG